UAACGUGCAACGAAGCUUCGCUAAACAUUUCUGAGACUCAAAUCAAACUUUGAAGAGCAUAUAUACACCUAGUUACAGAUAUUUGCUCAUUCGUGUUACAACAUCUAACAAAGGAAAAUUGCUUGCGUGCUUAUUUUGCCCAACGAAUUACAAUUACCCUGAAGAUAUAUAACGUCCACCGUAAUAAGCUCAACGUUCAGUGAUCAAACAAGCAAGCUUCGAAUCUCUUCGAGUAAUCAAAAUGAAGACCAUUCCAAUUGUUUUCGUAUCUGCAGUUUGUAUUUUCUUUAUGAACGUAUUUGCUGAAGACAAGUAUACGACAAAGUAUGACGGUAUUGAUAUUGAUUUGGUAUUGACCAACGAAAGACUUUUGAACGGAUAUGUGAAUUGUUUAUUGGAUCGUGGAUCUUGCACCGCAGAUGCUACUGAACUUAAAAAAAAUCUGCCCGAUGCUUUGGAACACGACUGUUCAGCUUGCAGUGAGAAGCAGAAAACAAUUGCUGAUAAGGUGUCACAUUUUUUAAUUGAUAACAGGGUUGAAGAUUGGAGUCUCCUCGAGGCGAAAUACGACCCAACUGGUGCCUAUAGGCAACGUUAUUUAGAAAACCGAGUCAAAGAGAAAUCUAUAGACUAACUUUUGAUGUGCUGCUUGUUUAAGUGUGCUUUAUGUAAACAUAAUGAUACACUGUAACUUCUUUAUGACAACUGCAAAUAUAUCAUGAAUAUGUAUGAAUAAUA
This is a messenger RNA of Osmia lignaria (orchard mason bee), 738 nucleotides long. It is a transcript of the gene CSP4, whose product is annotated as chemosensory protein 4. Lineage: Eukaryota; Metazoa; Arthropoda; Insecta; Hymenoptera; Megachilidae. The record is from RefSeq and is a predicted model, not a curated record.